GGUUGCCAGUGGCAGAGUCCAUGCAUGACCUGCUCCACUGGGAAAGGAAAAAGUCCAACUCUUCAAUUUAAUGAGGUGGUCUACAUGCACACCACUUUGAAAGCGCCCAGUGUUGUACUUGUUGUAGAGCUUGUUGGCCAAACAAAAGAUUCAGAUGGGGUCAGCAAAGCAAGGUCACUCGGUUGGGGAAUCAUCAGACCCUUUGCUGUGGAUGCUGAACAUCCAAACACUUUACGAAAUGAUCACAGUCCUCUCAAGAAAGUGCAGCUGUACAAAGGGACACCCAGAGCACUUCUUCUUAUAGAUGAGCCAAUCGAACAUUGUGAACACUUAAAAUCGAUUAAUGGGCGCUACUUGACUUGUUCCAUAAGCAUCCAUCAAGCUUUAUUCAAAAUUGUUCACUUGUUACCUGAGAAUGUAUUCUUUGGAAGAACAGACAAGAUCCCAGGGUUGCAGCAGAUCGGUAAAACAAUUGAUCCGUUCCAUAAACCAAAGUUAUCUCCAGUCUUUAUGUGCCAACUGAAUAAUAUUUUAGUGUCGCUGCCGCCAAAUAUUGAUCGGUUUGAAGAAGAACUCUGCCAACGUCUCAGUGAAGAUUAUCUCAACAACAUCUCUGAUGCUGAUAGUCUUACCAACAUCUCCGUUAAUGAACUGGUUUCAAUCACAGAACGAAGACUCAAGCUUGCUGUUCACAAUGGGUGGUGCUUCUGCGGUAAUGAAGAAAUCAUACAUCUUGAUCUGGAGUACAGCAAUGGUUCAAAUGGCCAGUCUCCAAGUCCUGCUCCCAGGCCAAGAAGUAGCUACCGGAGGAAAUAUUCUCUGACGUCAAAUGGGUCUUCAAAUGCUGUUGGAUUAGUGCUGAGAUCCCCAUGCUAUGUUAAGGAUCUUUUUGACUCACCUGACUGUUCUGUGGUUCUAUCUUUGGAGUAUGUUAUCUCUGAACCAAUGAUGGAAGAACACAUGAAAUUUGUUCGAUCAAUGCCAUGGGCUUUCAAAAGAGUCGUCCUUCUUCGAUGGUGCAUAUGGAAACCAUUUGACUCCUCAGCACCUGGUCAAGAAAUGGUUGGGGAUGUCCACGUGAUCCCGUUUAUUGCUGGACCCAGUCGAAAUCCCGAUGAAGUGUUUGUGUACAGGGGACCACUAACUGAUAUGUAUGAUAAGCACCUAGCUCGAAUGGCCCCAGGAAAUAUCCAAUUCUAUGCUAUGUUGCACACACAGAACCAAAGUGAAGGGUCUGGUUCUGUUGGAGAACUUCAAGCCAAGAUAAAGAAUGCAGCCAUUCCACCUUUACCUGUAAAGUCUUCCAGUAGACAAGUGCCUUCAAACAAAGCUGUGGAUGUUUCUGCUGUCAACCAGACUGUAAAAAGCCAUCAACCUGUAGCCCGUCCAAGCUACCAGACCAACACUGCCAUUUCACAGAUGUCAGCAGUUCCUUAUGGAAUGGUGCCUGUUGCACCGGUAUCAGUUUAUCAGCACCAACCCCAGUUGGUUCCAGCACCUGUCACACCAGUGACCCUUUAUCAGCAGCAGUUGGCACCAUCGCCUGCGUUUCAUUACAGUCAUCCUGUCAAGCAAAACAUGGUGUCUGUGGCUGGUGGCCAAGUAUCAGAAGUAACUCAGCAAUUUGCGUCCUUGACAGCUGCUACUGUCCCUGACCCAGUAGAAUUUUUACAUCAGACACCAACUUCUAGACACAAUCCUGUCCUAGCACAGGCACCACACACGACAAGUUGCAAGAGUUUGUCGCGGAGUACCUACAAUCUCCUGUUCAAUUCUGGUUUCCCACCAAUCUUAGAUCGAAAUGGUGACCCUGCAGAAGUUGUCAACCCAGAGAGAGCUGAUUUAGGUACUGAUAUGAGUUCCAGUCAUCGAGAUCCACUUUCUUGUAAUGAAAUCAUUUUCCAGUUUUUGGCUAUCAACAGAAUAUUUGACUCACAACAAAUUGAAACUGAGCAAGAGAGUCAAUCAGUAUUUUUCACUUUCCAGUUCUACAAAUAUCCACCGGUAACCACAGAACGAUUAUUGUUGUGGAGAGUCAAAGACAAGAAAGGAAAAGGAGAGAAUUACCAAACCAAUUUUAGUAUUUUACACAAAAUAAAUAAAGGGGAUCUCAAGUCGAAAGGCUCAGCUGGUUUCGAAAUUCGUUAUUUCGUUGACCCUUGUUUCUUAAAACUCGGUGAAUUCCCACUGUUCUUGCAAUACUUAGAACACCACAUUCUUCACAUUGAUGUUUGGAAUGGUGAUUCUUUGCUCCUGCUUGGUUCUUCUUCUGUCCCUUUAAAGUACCUGUGUCGAAGAGGAAAUGAAGCAGUGCAGUGUUCUGUGGAAUUGGAUAUUUUGGUUACAGAAUCAUCCGGAGAGCUUCAAGAAAUGGGCGAAGAUAUUGGGAAACUGCGGGAUAUUCAGCCAUAUAACUCAACUGCAGUUUCUAAAGGACAACUACACUUGAGAAUGGCUAAUAUUGGAUAUCCACCCAAGAAUGUUCAAGAAUCUAAAAAAGUGGUAAAUGAAAUUUCUGUGAAGAAACAUGUGAUAACGUCUCACUUGACAGGAGAAUCUCAGUUCCAUGGAGGAAGUCUAGUCCCUGGAAAUAAACAAGGAGUUGGUGUUAAAAAGAUUUCGUUGGCCAAUCAUCUUCUACAUACUCAUCCUGAGCUUGGAACGGUUAUAACAUCGCAGAAAAGUCUUGCAAUUCCUGGGACCCCUGCCAGCCUCAAGGGUGAUAACUCUGUCGAACGUAAACGUAAACUGGCCAGAAUGGAAAUGGUCAAGAAACAGCUAACAAGUGAUGUGAAACCAGCUUUAGUUCUGGCUCACAAAGAUGAUUUGAACCAACGUGUUCGGGAUUUGAAAAUGUUGGAGCUCUACCGCCAACAAACCAAACGGGAAUGCAUUAUGAACAUGUUAAACUCCAGUAUUACCAAAGAACAUGUAAUCUUUCCUAGCUUUGCUGCAGCUGAGUUCUUUGAAUUUGUUCUCCUCAAUCCAAGUGAUGUACAAGAAAUGGUCACUAUUGAAUAUGAUGAUUCUGAUCUAAGCAUUAUAACUGAUGCACAAGAAUGGAGGUAUUUCAAGUCACAGACCAAUGUGACCACCCCAGUGGAAGAGGAUAUGUUUAUUGAGAACAACGUGGAUGGGAAAUGGAAGCAGAUACUGAUGAGACCCAAGGAAGAAAUACAUAUUCCAUUCAAGUUGCAGAGUUUUACUGCUGAUCAUUCAGUACAUCCACAGGGUGCUGUAAACUCUCUCAUAAAAGAAACAAAGUAUGAACAGGGUGAGAGUAGCAAAAAUGUCCAGUCUAGAACUAUUCAGAUACAAUUCAGAGCAUCAAGUGGUGGAAUUAUUGCCAUUCUCUACGUGAAACUCAUGUUCCAGCCUCAUGUCAUCGAUCAGACAUUUCGUUUUUAUCAGCCGGAGCAAUCUUUUAUGAAGAAAUCCAUCCAUUUGCCAUCGUAUCACACACUUCCAGGUGUUCCUGUAGAUGCCACUGGUCAACCCCAGCAGGUCUUUGUCCGAUGCAGUGAUCCAAAUGUCAUUUGCAACUGUGAAGAUAAGCAACCUGGUGAACCAAUAGAAAUCUUCAUUAAGGUAUCAACUGGUCUGUCACCACAAGUGAAAAAAUUCUUUGUUGCCAUUUAUGCAGACCGAUUUCAGUCACAGCCCAUUCAGAUCUGGGAGAUCAUCAUUCAUGCUUUACAGCGUGUUGAUAUUCUCUGUGUAGAAGGACAGAAAACCAAGUUUUCUCUUAUCCUCAGAGGAACUCAUUCAUCAAGGUUUGCGCGUUGUUUUACUUCACAUCCACGGGAAAUGAAACUUCAUCCAAGUGAGGCUUUUACUCUAGCUGCUGGCAGUGUUCAUGAACUCAACGUCACAGUCAGACCUGAGUCUGCAGGUUCAAAAUACUUCUACAUUAACAUGGUGGAUGUUGAUUAUCACCAGUUACUGCGUAGCUGGCUUAUAUGCAUCAAAACUCAAACCCCAGUUAUUUCAGGAACAUUCGAGAUUAAGUUGCCAGUUGGCGGAGGUUAUGGCUGUAACAAAAAAAUUUCCUAUCGAAAUCCUUACGGCAAAAGUAAACUGUUCAGUCUUCACACGAACCGGGAUGAUCUUCUACAGUUUAAAGAGAACCAGUUGGAUAUCCCCGGUGGUGAGUCCCUUGAUAUUGGUCUUCGUUUUGCUCCUGUAUUGCAGCAGGGCUCUGUGGACAUCCUUGUUUUUAUUGAUGAUGAGCAAGGAAAAAAUGAAGAAACCUUUUGUAUCAAAGCCAAUUACAUGACUUAAAAACACACCUGGAUUUUUUUUAAAAAUCAAGUCAAAUAACAAUGAUGAUGAUAAUAAUAAUAAUAAUAAUAAUGAUAACAACCAUGAUUUCAUAUUGCUACAAUGGCGGUUAUUGUUGACUGUGCCAAUCCUAAUACCUGAUUCAUUUCAUUAAUCCUGGAAGAAUGUCAAUGCUAACAAAAUUUAAACUUAAAACUAAGUACGACAACGUAUUUUGUCAGGCUUUUUACCAAUUCUAUUAAUGCUGUGCAAGAAUACCAGGAGAAAGAAUACAAAUAUUUUUAGAACUUCCUGCUGCUUGAUUCUUACUCCACUGUUCAGUUGUCUCUCCCUCUACACACAUCCCCACACAUUUUCAUGUGCACACACACACACACACACACUCACACAAUUUUUCUCUUCAUUUUAUACAUACAAACAAUGAAUUAUUUACUGCAGUUUUAAAGGUGCAAAAAGAUAUGAUCAACAUUAA
Molecule: messenger RNA, 4753 nt
Organism: Octopus bimaculoides (California two-spot octopus)
Lineage: Eukaryota; Metazoa; Mollusca; Cephalopoda; Octopoda; Octopodidae
Product: nephrocystin-4
Biological process (GO): protein localization to ciliary transition zone; negative regulation of canonical Wnt signaling pathway
Cellular component (GO): ciliary basal body; ciliary transition zone; cytoskeleton
Source: RefSeq, a predicted model, not a curated record